AUGGCGGCUCUCUGGACAGCUACCAAUGCCGACUCUGUCCCUCUCACUUCUCGCGAAGCAGCCUCUGGCUUGCUGGGUUCGAUAUCACUCACCUGCUGGAUCUUUCUCCUUGUCCCCCAACUAAUCGAAAAUUACCGCAACGGCAACGCCGAAGCUAUUUCCCUCCUCUUCCUCUUCGUCUGGUUCCUCGGCGACAUCACCAACCUAAUCGGAGGCGCCUGGGCAGGUCUCGUGCCCGUGAUUGUCGCCAUCGCCGUGUACUUCUGCAUCGCGGACGGGGUCCUCAUCGGACAAUGUCUCUACUAUAAGGCGCGGAACUCGCGACAGCCGCGCCCCCGCCGCCGCACUUCCUCUUCCGUGUUCGAGCCAAGCACGCCCGAUCCGACGACACCGCUCCUGGGCCGGCGGUUCACUGAUGCGUAUGCGCAGACAGGCGAAACUCUAGACAACCCUAGGAACUCGACGCGCCGCGCGGAAAGCAGCAGUGAUGACAUGCUGGCUAAGAUUGUCGAGGAGAAUGAUGUGGGGCGCAAGGCGUGGGUGAAGAAUUUUAGCAGUGUGCUGGGCAUCUGCGUUAUUGGAAUGGCAGGGUGGACAGUUGCCUGGCGGACGGGCGUGUGGAAGCCUGCGCCAGUGGAGGAGGGGCUGGGUGGCGUGGAUAUGGCGCCUGGGGCAAUGGUGUUGGGGUAUAUUAGUGCAAUUUGUUAUCUUGGGGCGCGACUUCCACAGAUCUAUAAGAACUACUGCGAUAAGUCGUGUGAGGGACUCUCGCUACUGUUCUUCAUCCUCUCUCUUAUGGGAAACCUCACCUACGGCGCCGGCAUCAUCUGCCACUCCACAGAAAGGAACUAUAUUGUGACCAAUGUCCCAUGGCUGAUUGGCUCGCUCGGCACCAUGGUCGAAGACGUGACCAUCUUCGUGCAGUUCCGACUCUACGCGACACGCGACCAGGACACGGCUGCUGUUUAG
Molecule: messenger RNA, 969 nt
Organism: Aspergillus tubingensis
Lineage: Eukaryota; Fungi; Ascomycota; Eurotiomycetes; Eurotiales; Aspergillaceae
Product: vacuolar membrane PQ loop repeat protein
Exons: 5
Coding region: 1-969 (322 amino acids)
Biological process (GO): basic amino acid transmembrane export from vacuole
Cellular component (GO): fungal-type vacuole membrane
Source: RefSeq, a predicted model, not a curated record